AUGGCUCCCGAACGUACUCGCGCAGAAGAUCUGGCAGGAUACCUGCCUGCACCGCCUGCAGCAGCAAUUGCCACUGCAAGUGCUGACGCGCCUCUGGAACGUUUUUCUGCACGACAAGAAAGAGCAGCAAGUUUGCAUGCGGAGCUCCAGUCCAUCGAGAAGGAUUUAAAGGACUGGUGGAUGCAACGCAGAAUUUUGCGAGAGAGAAAUCUCGGCCUUUACGAAUUGUUGCAUCGACACAAUUUUGUGGGUCUAUCUAUAAAUCAGCCUCGUCUCCCCGAUACUCAAAGAGUUCUCUGGCAAGACCUUGUUUACGGAAAACCAGACAUGGAAGAUUCUCUUUCUUUUGAUGCCAGGGAAAUGAAGGUGGAUAUGUACACCAAAAUAUUUACGCAGGCCGCUGAUUUGGAGAAUGUCUGUCGGAUCCCGGGCGUGGCGUACCUGCGGUGUCUACGAAAUAAUAUCGAAGCGUCACAGUCGAGUCGCGGCUCCGCAUGCGUCAAUGCCUUCAGUAGCUUCGACGCCUGCAGAAAGGGACUCCUCCAGCAACAGGCUACCGCUAUCGGAAACAGAAUGGUGAUGCAGAACAUGCAAGACCUUCGCGCCAAGGCUCUCUUCGAACGCCGCUCGGUCUUGCUUGACCUCCUGGAAGGAAAAUAA
This is a messenger RNA of Ochotona princeps (American pika), 660 nucleotides long. RefSeq lists its product as uncharacterized. Lineage: Eukaryota; Metazoa; Chordata; Mammalia; Lagomorpha; Ochotonidae. The transcript is spliced from 8 exons. The record is from RefSeq and is a predicted model, not a curated record. Bases 1 to 660 code for a protein of 219 amino acids.